GCAUUUGAGUCACUUGGAUAUUUGCUAUACAGACAUAGUCACUAUCAUAGUUAUCAUUAUCACCAAGUAACUAGCUAGUAUAUUACUAGUCUACUACUACCUAGGAGCUAAGAUUAUACACACAAACACAGGUUGAAAUGAAGAUGGAAAUCAAAGAGGAUGAUGUUGAGGGUGGUGGUAAGCAGAUCAAAGGAGGAAUAACAGAACCAUUGAUACAUGCAAGCAAAGUAGAACAACAUCAUCAUCCAUGGAUGGUUUAUUUCACCACAUUCAUUGCUGUUUGUGGUUCUUAUGAAUUUGGUGCUUGUGCUGGAUAUUCAUCUCCAACUCAAGAUGCUAUCAGGAAGGAUCUUAAUCUGUCUUUGGCAGAGUACUCUUUAUUUGGCUCCAUCUUGACUUUUGGUGCGAUGAUUGGCGCAAUAACAAGUGGGCCUAUUGCUGAUUUUGUAGGACGAAAGGGGGCAAUGAGAGUGUCGAGCGCAUUCUGUAUCGCAGGGUGGCUUGUUAUUUACUUUUCUGAGGGUCCAGUGCCUUUGGAUAUUGGUAGAUUAGCAACAGGAUAUGGAAUGGGAGUUUUUUCAUUUGUGGUUCCUGUCUUCGUAGCAGAAAUUGCGCCAAAAGAACUUCGAGGAGCCCUUACUACAUUAAAUCAGUUUAUGAUUGUUACUGCAGUAUCUGUAUCAUUCAUAAUUGGAACAGUACUUUCAUGGAGGGCUUUAGCUAUAAUCGGCCUUAUUCCCACCGCUGUGUUGCUUUUGGGUCUGUUCUUCAUUCCAGAGUCUCCGAGAUGGCUGGCAAAGCGAGGACGCACAAAAGAUUUUGUAGCAGCAUUGCAAAUACUUCGCGGAAAAGACACUGAUAUCUCUCAAGAGGCAGAAGAAAUUCAGGAUUAUAUAACAAGUUUAGAACAGCUCGCAAAACCGAAAAUGCUGGAUUUGUUUCAAAGAAGAUAUUUGCGCUCACUCACGAUUGGAAUAGGGCUUAUGGUUUGCCAGCAACUUGGUGGAAUCAAUGGAGUUUGCUUUUAUACUAGCAGUAUUUUUGAUCUAGCAGGAUUUCCUUCUACGACAGGGAGUAUAAUUUAUGCUAUCCUUCAGAUUGUGAUCACAGGUGUUGGAGCAGCCCUCAUAGAUAAAGCCGGCAGGAAGCCCUUACUUUUGGUAUCUGGAUCAGGACUAGUUGCAGGUUGUAUAUUUACAGCAGUUGCCUUCUAUCUUAAGGUUCAUGAUGUGGCUGUGGAAGCAGUCCCGGCACUUGCCUUAACCGGCAUACUGGUCUACAUAGGAUCAUUUUCAAUCGGAAUGGGAGCAAUUCCAUGGGUUGUGAUGUCCGAGAUAUUUCCUGUCAAUAUUAAAGGGCAAGCAGGAAGCCUAGCGACAUUAGUGAACUGGUUUGGCGCAUGGUUAUGCUCCUAUACUUUCAACUUUCUCAUGAGUUGGAGCUCUUAUGGUACCUUCGUUCUUUAUGCUGCAAUCAACGCGCUAGCUAUAUUAUUUAUAGUUUUAGUAGUACCAGAAACCAAAGGUAAAAGCCUUGAACAAUUACAGGCAGCCAUUAACGCGUAGGAAGUUUGCGAUUUGCAGUGUUUGGUGGAACAAACAAAGAAUGCAAGUUGAUGAUUGAAUCAUUGUCACUAGCCAUAUUUUUUAUAGUCUAUUUACUUCUAUAUUUGAUGAUUGAAUUCACUAUUAUUUGUCUUGAUGUCAUUGAUUCAUGAAAUAUACUCCAAAGGAACUAUUAUAUUUCAUUUGAAAAUAUUACAAGGUAAAUUUAGCCACAA
Messenger RNA from Trifolium pratense (red clover), 1780 nucleotides. RefSeq names its product sugar transporter ERD6-like 7. The record is from RefSeq and is a predicted model, not a curated record. Gene Ontology annotation, cellular component: membrane. Gene Ontology annotation, molecular function: sugar transmembrane transporter activity. The coding region runs from base 138 to 1565 and encodes 475 amino acids. Lineage: Eukaryota; Viridiplantae; Streptophyta; Magnoliopsida; Fabales; Fabaceae. The transcript has 18 exons. Gene Ontology annotation, biological process: carbohydrate transport; transmembrane transport.